Messenger RNA from Amoebophrya sp. A25, 1547 nucleotides. The record is from the annotation of a GenBank genome assembly. NCBI's taxonomy places the organism in Eukaryota, Dinophyceae, Syndiniales, Amoebophryaceae.
GCACGAUAAUGCGGCUAGUGCGGGAAGCUCUUCAGGAACCAGAUCGUUGUUCAUCUGAAGACGACGAUUCGGAGUCUACGAAUUUCUCUUUGUCCGACUCUAACUCUACCUCCCGAUUGCAGUGUCUUCUGCAGGGCCUGAGAACCCAGUUGAGUCGGCCUGGCAUGCCAUCUGACUGGUUCCAUAGUGCUCGCUUUUGCGCGAAUCUUUCUAGUGCAGUAAUGGAAGUCCUUGAUGGCCGGGACGGAGAAACAACCAGUACUAAUAGCGAGCAGGGCGGUAGUAACUCUCACGCUUGUAGUACCAGAAAUGUAACGAACAUCGACAUAAUCCCGCACCUUCUUCCUUGGCUUACAGCAUCAAAAACAGCAGCGACUAGUGCCCUGGUUGACAGGUUGCUCAAUAUCGUGCUGAACAAUACAAGUAAGAACGACUUGAACACCACCUUCUAUGCCCUUCUCUCUGUCAUCGUGGAGCGACCGUCUGAUGUUCGGUUUAUUGAAGCAGUGGCGCGACUUGGAACUCACCACGACUCUCAACAACAAGGUUCUAGUCUGGCACCGAUCGCAAACGCAAUAGAUGAAGAAGAAAGCGGCAGACGUUUAGACCUGUUACGCCGCGUUGUUCUUCAAGUGAGUGAUCAGCAUAUGGCCGCUAGUGUCGUAGGUCAGACCAAGGUGAACUCAGACGAUACGAAGUCCAAGGAGAAAGUGAAACAGCUGCGGCAACGAUUUCAUCGCAGAAUUGCUGAAGAGAUAACUACGUCCUCCACAGGCCGUUUUAACGAUCGCACACGAAGCGCGUUGCUCUCAGUUCUAGUUGCCUUGGUCCAACGCGCAUCCGCAGACUCUGCAACCAUGGCCUUACUGAAACACUGGCUACAUCAGAAUCGCUUACACUUCCUAUCAUCGAGCAGUGGAAGACGAAGUAGACAAGGUCCUGUUUCAGCGAGUUUUCUUUCGUCAAAGAACAACACUAGGAAAAACCUCGUCACUCACAACUUCGACUCCAUGAAAAUGGAGGACACCUUAAAACUGGCGUUCUUUUGUGCUUCUGCAGACUACUUGGAGGAUGGGAUUUUGGUUUCUUGCUUAGAGCGUGCAAUCCAGGGUCGUAUGUUCCUGACCGAAGCGCAGAGGAGGCUUCUUAACACGGUUGUUGGCACUCUACGCGCAGAACAUACGCUAUGGUUCUCGAAGCACGUACCAGUGAAAAUGCAGAGUGCACUGGGAGAAGCUGGAGGGGUACAUUGAGGAGGGGGGAUUUGAGUGUAUGUUAUAGUAUCUAAUGAAGAGGAUCAUGGGGAGACGAAAUAUAACGACUACUGCAUAGGGAUGAAGGGGAACUUUUUUUCUUCAAUGAACACGCAAAAUGAGCUUUGAAACCUUCUUCUACGCAUGAACAAGGCUACAUCUCAUGAAAUGGCGUCAACUCGGGACGAGCAGGAGCAUACACCGCGACACAAAUGUAACGCAAUAUUUUUGGUCUGACACAGUAGCGCAAAUUGUCAUUUGUUGAAAAUGCCACUGAAAACACCAUUUGAAAAU